AUCCCCUCCCUGCAGGCGGGUGCACUGGAGGCGGGGGCUUGGCCCGUGUUUCCUCCUGGGGGGUGGGGAGCCGGAGAACUCGGUGUCUCUGAGCGGAGGGAGUUGAAUCUGCAACACCCCCACCCCUAGCUGAGGCCUGCGUCAGGGGCUUUGUUAUUUUACUGGCUUAAGGCCCACACCUGAAGCAGGGAAGAUGAAAAGCCCCUAAAAUAAAGCCGUGUGGGUGCGGAGGGCCCCCUCAAGCCCCCCAGUUUCCCGAGGCAAAUGGGGCCGGUUCGCGGGGUGGCGGGGAGAGCAGCCCCCGGUCCGCCCUCAGCGCGGCCUUGGCUGUGGCCUCUGCCCGCCAGGACAUCCUCCCAACGGCCCGGCGGACCUAGGCCUUCGGCCUGGCCGCAGCCCGAGUUCAACCUCAGCUUUCUCGGGGCCCAGGCGCUGGUCCUAAAGUGGAGCCACUGGAAGCCCACACCGCAGGCAGCCGGAGUCCGAGUUUCACCGGGAUCUAUGUCUAAGUUCUAACUCUUGCUUACAAAGACCACGAUAAUUCCUUCCCCAAAGCCCAGCAGCCCCCCAGCCCCACGCAGCCCCAGCCUGCCUCCCACCGCCCAGCUGCCCGCGAUGCCCUCCAGCGGCCCCGGGGACACCAGCAGCUCCGCUCCGGAGCGGGAGGAGGACCGCAAGGAGGGAGAAGAGCAGGACGGAGCUCGUGGCAAGGAGGAGCGGCAGGAACCCGGCACCACCGCUCGGAAGGUGGGGCGGCCUGGGCGGAAGCGCAAGCACCCCCCGGUGGAAAGCAGUGACACGCCAAAGGACCCCGCAGUGACCUCCAAGUCCCCGUCCAUGGCCCAGGACUCAGGCCCCUCAGAGCUGUUACCCAACGGGGACUUGGAGAAGCGGAGUGAGCCCCAGCCAGAGGAGGGGAGCCCCGCUGGAGGGCAGAAGGGCGGGGCCCCAGCAGAGGGAGAGGGUGCGGCUGAGACCCCGCCCGAAGCCUCCAGAGCCGUGGAGAAUGGCUGCUGCACCCCCAAGGAUGGCCGAGGAGCCCCCGCAGAAGAGAGCAAAGAACAGAAGGAGACCAACAUCGAAUCCAUGAAAAUGGAGGGCUCCCGGGGCCGGCUGCGGGGUGGCUUGGGCUGGGAGUCCAGCCUCCGCCAGCGGCCCAUGCCGCGCCUCACCUUCCAGGCGGGGGACCCCUACUACAUCAGCAAGCGCAAGCGGGACGAGUGGCUGGCACGCUGGAAAAGGGAGGCUGAGAAGAAAGCCAAGGUGAUUGCAGUAAUGAAUGCUGUGGAGGAAAACCAGGGGUCUGGCGAGUCUCAGAAGGUGGAGGAGGCCAGCCCUCCCGCGGUGCAGCAGCCCACCGACCCUGCCUCCCCCACCGUGGCCACCACACCUGAGCCCGUGGGGGCAGACGCGGGGGACAAGAACACCACCAAAGCAGCCGACGAUGAGCCGGAGUACGAGGACGGCCGGGGCUUUGGCAUUGGGGAGCUGGUGUGGGGGAAACUUCGGGGCUUCUCCUGGUGGCCAGGCCGCAUUGUGUCUUGGUGGAUGACGGGCCGGAGCCGAGCAGCUGAAGGCACCCGCUGGGUCAUGUGGUUUGGAGACGGCAAGUUCUCGGUGGUGUGCGUUGAGAAGCUGAUGCCGCUGAGCUCCUUCUGCAGUGCUUUCCACCAGGCCACCUACAACAAGCAGCCCAUGUACCGCAAAGCCAUCUACGAAGUCCUGCAGGUGGCCAGUAGCCGCGCGGGGAAGCUGUUCCCGGCAUGCCAUGACAGCGACGAGAGUGACACAGCCAAGGCCGUGGAGGUGCAGAACAAACAGAUGAUCGAGUGGGCUCUCGGAGGGUUCCAGCCCUCUGGCCCCAAGGGCCUGGAGCCACCCGAAGAAGAGAAGAACCCCUACAAAGAAGUUUACACAGACAUGUGGGUCGAACCCGAGGCAGCUGCCUAUGCACCACCCCCACCCGCCAAAAAGCCCCGAAAGAGCACAACGGAGAAGCCUAAGGUCAAGGAGAUAAUUGAUGAACGCACAAGAGAGCGGCUGGUGUACGAGGUGCGGCAGAAGUGCCGGAACAUCGAGGACAUUUGCAUCUCUUGUGGGAGCCUCAACGUCACCCUGGAACACCCUCUCUUCAUCGGAGGAAUGUGCCAAAACUGUAAGAAUUGCUUCCUGGAGUGCGCGUACCAGUACGAUGAUGAUGGCUACCAAUCGUACUGCACCAUCUGCUGCGGGGGGCGCGAGGUGCUCAUGUGCGGGAACAACAACUGUUGCAGGUGCUUCUGUGUGGAGUGCGUGGACCUCUUGGUGGGGCCGGGGGCUGCCCAGGCAGCCAUCAAGGAGGACCCCUGGAACUGCUACAUGUGUGGGCACAAGGGCACCUACGGGCUGCUGCGACGGCGGGACGACUGGCCCUCGCGGCUCCAGAUGUUCUUCGCCAAUAACCACGACCAGGAAUUUGACCCUCCGAAGGUGUACCCACCUGUCCCAGCCGAGAAGAGGAAGCCCAUCCGGGUGCUGUCUCUAUUUGACGGAAUUGCUACAGGGCUUCUGGUGCUGAAGGACUUGGGAAUUCAGGUGGACCGCUACAUCGCCUCAGAGGUGUGUGAGGACUCCAUCACGGUGGGCAUGGUGCGGCACCAGGGGAAGAUCAUGUACGUCGGCGACGUCCGCAGCGUCACACAGAAGCAUAUCCAGGAGUGGGGCCCAUUCGAUCUGGUGAUUGGGGGCAGUCCUUGCAAUGAUCUCUCCAUCGUCAACCCUGCCCGUAAAGGACUCUACGAGGGCACUGGCCGGCUCUUCUUUGAGUUCUACCGCCUCCUGCAUGAUGCGCGGCCCAAGGAGGGAGAUGACCGCCCCUUCUUCUGGCUCUUUGAGAAUGUGGUGGCCAUGGGCGUUAGUGACAAGAGGGACAUCUCGCGAUUUCUCGAGUCCAACCCUGUGAUGAUUGAUGCCAAAGAAGUGUCAGCUGCACACAGGGCCCGCUACUUCUGGGGGAACCUUCCUGGUAUGAACAGGCCGUUGGCAUCCACUGUGAAUGAUAAGCUGGAGCUGCAGGAGUGUCUGGAGCACGGCAGAAUAGCCAAGUUCAGCAAAGUGCGGACCAUUACUACUAGGUCGAAUUCCAUAAAGCAGGGCAAAGACCAGCAUUUCCCCGUCUUCAUGAAUGAGAAAGAGGACAUCUUAUGGUGCACUGAAAUGGAAAGGGUGUUUGGCUUCCCUGUCCACUAUACCGACGUCUCCAACAUGAGCCGCUUGGCGAGGCAGAGACUGCUGGGCCGGUCGUGGAGCGUGCCGGUCAUCCGCCACCUCUUCGCUCCGCUGAAGGAAUAUUUUGCUUGUGUUACUUGGUCUGAUGAUAGCUGGGCUCUCACCCGAGCCGGCAGCACCUGGAGCCCCAAGGGCACGGACACUUGGUUCCACCUCCUACCGAGGCAGGCGUUGGCGGUAGGCAGGGCCAGCAUCGGUGGCUCCAGGGUAGACUCUCAAUCCCAGAAGUUGCUAGGUGCUGAAGGCGGGAAGAGGAGGUUUUAUCCCCGCAGGUGCUCUCCUCUAGCAGACCUCAGAACCUUCCUGCUAUUGAACAUUCUUCUAGAAAGCAAACUUCCCCAAAGAGCGUCCAGGACCUCUUAGCUUUUGAGACAGGCCUGGGAGUGGUUGGCUGGUGGAGAUGCCCGUGGGAGUCUUGGUGAGUCGCUAGGGUGUGGAUUGGGACAGGCAGACCGGGCAGCAGGGAAGGCUGCUGGACAUUGAACUGGUCUCUUGAGGGUCGGCUCCCCCUCCUCCCUGCUUCGCCGGUGGUUCUGGGAAAACCUAGAUGAGAAUGCCCACCGUCUCCAGCACAGGAAGGUCUGUUGCAGGAGCAAGGGAAGGAGCCAUCUGGGAAGCGUGUUCUCCAGGAAAACUGCAAUCCAGAGUCUUCCUGCGUUUGACGAUCUAGGUAUACAUAAAGUUGAUCUCAGAGGAGGUUUUGAAUUCCUGUCGCCAUUCUGCUUGGCCAGAGGUUGCUGUGGCUUUUGGAGCAGUCAUUUUUAGGAAACUUGCAGGAGUCCCCUCGAGCUGUGGAUUAGGGCCUUGGGGCCUCGCCUGGCGCUGUGAUCUAGAGAGGGCUAGUUGUUCCUUUUGGUCAGGGGAACAGCAGACCCAAGAUUCUGGCGAGAACAGAAUUUCCAGCCAGGCCCCAUUCUGAUCCCGGGAGGUGAGGGAUCUGAGUUUGUCUUCGGGCAUUGUCUAGUCUAGUUGCUCCCAGUGCUUGUGAUUAGAGGUGACAUCGGAGUUGUCCUUGGCAGGAGAGCUGAAGGCUUUCUUCCAGCACAGGAUGGGGGGGUGUUGUGGAGGCCUGGCCCGGAGCUAGCACAGCCUCCCGGCCUGACCCUGCUGAGGCAGGGAUUAA
Messenger RNA from Zalophus californianus (California sea lion), 4390 nucleotides. It is a transcript of the gene DNMT3A, whose product is annotated as DNA methyltransferase 3 alpha. The coding region runs from base 616 to 3630 and encodes 1004 amino acids. The transcript is spliced from 26 exons. Gene Ontology annotation, molecular function: DNA (cytosine-5-)-methyltransferase activity. The record is from RefSeq and is a predicted model, not a curated record. Gene Ontology annotation, cellular component: nucleus; cytoplasm. NCBI's taxonomy places the organism in Eukaryota, Metazoa, Chordata, Mammalia, Carnivora, Otariidae. Gene Ontology annotation, biological process: negative regulation of DNA-templated transcription.